This is a messenger RNA of Octodon degus (degu), 3447 nucleotides long. It is a transcript of the gene Zbtb47, whose product is annotated as zinc finger and BTB domain containing 47. Bases 249 to 2375 code for a protein of 708 amino acids. Gene Ontology annotation, biological process: regulation of transcription by RNA polymerase II. Gene Ontology annotation, molecular function: protein binding; DNA-binding transcription factor activity, RNA polymerase II-specific; RNA polymerase II cis-regulatory region sequence-specific DNA binding. The record is from RefSeq and is a predicted model, not a curated record. Lineage: Eukaryota; Metazoa; Chordata; Mammalia; Rodentia; Octodontidae. The transcript is spliced from 6 exons. Gene Ontology annotation, cellular component: nucleus.
GCAAGUCAUCCAGGCUCUGAAAUCCAGCCACAUGGAGCUGUGUCCAGCCCAGCAGGAAGGGGCAGCCCUAACAGCUAGGAGGCCACACUCUAGACUGAGGACCUCCUCAUUCUGAGCCUUGAUUUCCCUGUCUUGCCCCGGAGGAGGUUGGGCCCACCGGAUAAAGCAGACUGCUGGUUGAGAAGACCGACUCCCCGGCGGCCGAGUUCUCGCUGGUGGAGGACGUGGCCCUGCACUUUGCCUGCUUGAUGGGCCGCCUCAACGAGCAGCGCCUGUUUCAGCCCGACCUGUGCGACGUGGACCUGGUGCUAGUGCCGCAGCACAGCGUCUUCCCUGCCCACAAGGGCGUGCUGGCCGCCUACAGCCAGUUCUUCCACUCGCUCUUCACGCAGAACAAGCAGCUGCAGCGCGUCGAGCUGUCCCUGGAGGCUCUGGCACCUGGUGGCCUGCAGCAGAUUCUCAACUUCAUCUACACGUCCAAGCUGCUGGUCAACGCCGCCAACGUGCACGAGGUGCUCAGCGCUGCCUCGCUGCUGCAGAUGGCCGACAUCGCUGCAUCCUGCCAGGAGCUGCUGGACGCCCGCUCCCUGGGCCCACCAGGUCCCAGCGCUGCUGUGGCACUGGCUCCGCCAGCCAGCAGUUGCACCCCAGCCACACCACCCUACUACUGUGACAUCAAGCAGGAGGCUGAUGCCCCUGGCCUGCCCAAGAUCUAUGCCCGCGAGGGCCCUGACCCCUACUCUGUACGUGUGGAGGAUGGGGCAGGUACUGCUGGGGACACAGUGCCAGCCACCAUGGGGCCUGCCCAGCCCUUCUUCAAGGAGGAGAAGGAGGCCAGUGUGGGGGAGGCUGGUGGGGUGUGCAAGCUGGAGGGGGGCGAGGAGAUGGAAGAUGCGCUGGGCGCCCCAGGGACCUACGGCCACCAGGAGCAGUCCCAGAUCAUUGUGGAGGUCAACCUCAACAACCAGACGCUGCAUGUGUCCACAGGGCCGGAGGGAAAGCCGGGGACGGGGGCCAGCGCAGCCACUGUGGUGCUGGGCAGGGAGGAUGGGUUACAGCAACACUCGGAGGACGAGGAGGAGGAGGAGGAAGGAGAAGAGGGGGGCAGUGGAGCACAGGAGGAAGAGGCGGGUGGCAGUCAGGGAGAGGAGGAGGAGGAGCAGGAGCAGGAGGAGGGGGGGCAGAGUGAGGAGCAGGAGGAGGAAGAGGAGGAGGAGGAGGAAGGGCACAGCGAGCAGGACCCUGAGAGUUCAGAGGAGGAGGAGGAAGAGGAGGAGGAAGGGGAAGAGGAAGGGGAGCCCACCAGCAGGCAGGGCUCGGCAGGGCCUGGGGGGUGUCAGGCUGGCCAGGCGGACCCAACUCCUCACGGUCGCAUGGCCACACGCUCCCGGGAGAGCACACGGCGUCGGGCUGCCUCUGAGCCUGAGCAGGCUGGGCGGCGUGGAAAGCGGCCAAAGCCCCCUGGGGUGGCUAGCGCCCUGGCCCACGCACCUUCAGCUGCAGAAGGGAUAGGGGCCAAGGUGAAGCUAGAGGAGAAGCAGCAUCAUCCAUGCCAAAAGUGUCCCCGGGUCUUCAACAACCGCUGGUACUUGGAGAAGCACAUGAACGUGACGCACAGCCGCAUGCAGAUCUGUGACCAGUGCGGCAAGCGCUUCCUGCUAGAGAGCGAGCUGGUGCUACACCGGCAGACGGACUGCGAGCGCAACAUCCAGUGUGUGACAUGUGGGAAAGCCUUCAAGAAACUGUGGUCCCUUCACGAGCACAACAAGAUUGUGCACGGCUAUGCAGAGAAGAAGUUCUCCUGUGAGAUCUGUGAGAAGAAGUUCUACACCAUGGCCCACGUGCGCAAGCACAUGGUGGCCCACACCAAGGACAUGCCCUUCACCUGUGAGACCUGCGGGAAGUCCUUCAAGCGAAGUAUGUCUCUCAAAGUGCACUCGCUGCAGCACUCAGGGGAGAAGCCCUUUCGGUGUGAGAACUGCAGCGAGCGCUUCCAGUACAAGUACCAGCUGCGCUCCCACAUGAGCAUCCACAUCGGGCACAAGCAGUUCAUGUGCCAGUGGUGCGGCAAGGAUUUCAACAUGAAGCAGUACUUCGACGAGCACAUGAAGACGCACACGGGGGAGAAGCCGUACAUCUGCGAGAUCUGCGGCAAGAGCUUCACCAGCCGGCCCAACAUGAAGCGGCACCGGCGCACGCACACCGGGGAGAAGCCCUACCCGUGCGACGUGUGCGGCCAGCGCUUCCGCUUCUCCAACAUGCUCAAGGCGCACAAAGAGAAAUGCUUCCGCGUGAGCCUGCCUGCUGCUGCCUCCACGCAGGGCCCAGGGCUGGGCCCGCCUCCCUUCCCCACAGGGCCUGGCACACACCACUGAGACCAGGCCACCUGGGCCCCUGGGCCUCCCACGCCCUCUCCACCGCUCCUGGAAGCCUCGACUCCUUUGUUCAAUUUUUAUUUUUGGAAGUGGAGGGGGUUUGCAGCAGCUCUCCGGGUCAGAGGUGCUGUUGGCUGCAGCUGGGGAGACCAGGGGCCUGGGGCAGCCCAUGUGCCCUGCCUUUCCACUGCUCCUGCAGGCUCUGGGGGAGUCGGAAGUCCAGCCAACUGGAGGAAAUGUGGGCUGAUUAGAGGGCCGUGGACACAGAGGCAGGGCUGGAGCUGGAUCCUGGGGCUGUGGGGCCAGAAGUGUCGCUAGCUCUGUUGAGCGGGGCAGAUGGGGCUGGCCCCCAAGGGUUUACCCUGCUCCAUGACAGCCCUGCCAUCUGGCAGAGGGGUCCUCAGCCUGUGCCCACUGCCGUGAGGGCCCCAGAGGUUGCUGGCCUCUGUACAGCAGCCACAUCCUGGGCGGCAAAUGCGUGGCUCCCCCAGCGCUAGGACUGCUGCGACCUCAGGGGCAAGGCCCAGCAGGAGGCUGGGGGAGCCUGCAGGGAUCCUAGGUGCUACCGUAGGGCGGGUGGUGCAGCUGCGCACAGAGCACCUGGCCUUCUCCAGCCGCAGAGGCUGCACCCCGCCCCCCCGCGCCGGGCCUCCGCCCCAUCCCUUCCAGGCCUCUCCAGAGGGACAGGGCAGUGCCCACACCCUCUCUGCGGGGGAGCUGCAUGUCCAGGCCCCGGGAGGGCGGAGUCCAGCCUGCGGGCAGGGCUGACCCCUGGAGGCCAGCACUAAUAGGAUAGCCUUUUCUGUUGUCAUUUAACGUCUUCAUUCCUGCCGAGAAGGGCGAGAAGGUUCCACAAGCUACACAUCUCCCUAGCUAAGCUCUUCCUGUCAUGUCCAUGAAGUUUUGUUUGUUAUACUCUUUGCACCUUACACCCCACCUCCCCCCACUACCACCUUCCAGGCACAGCAGGUGUGGGAAGAGGUCUGAGCCCGGGGACUCUGGACCCUCAGCGCUGGGGCAGGGGGCUGGGGACAUUUUAAUCAUCAAUAAACAAAGCACUUUAUUCUCUACA